This is a messenger RNA of Ordospora colligata OC4, 798 nucleotides long. RefSeq lists its product as uncharacterized. Gene Ontology annotation, biological process: cyclic nucleotide biosynthetic process; intracellular signal transduction. The coding region runs from base 1 to 798 and encodes 265 amino acids. The transcript has a single exon. NCBI's taxonomy places the organism in Eukaryota, Fungi, Microsporidia, Ordosporidae. The record is from RefSeq and is a predicted model, not a curated record.
AUGGCAAAUACCAAUUACAGGUUGACAUUAAGGUUUGCAUGGCACAUCAUAAGAUCGCGCCUGAUGUCAGCACUGGGUGUCGUCAUGAUAGUGGUUGACCCAAUCCUUGUAAUCGGAUCUGCAUUUUAUGCUUUCAAUGUUGAGGCAUACAACUGCCUGCGAUGGGCAUUCUUUGAUAGAAGAAGAUGGGAGGCAGGUGCUUCGGCGGCAUACGAUGCCAAGACCGCGCAUAAAGGCUCUGAAAUGAUACAUGGAGACAGAUUUUAUUACGGAAAGUAUGUCUCACGGGAUAUUGAUAGGAGGUUCUUGCAGAACGAUCUUGCAUUGGUUGUGACGGACAUUGCAGACAGCACAGACAUGUGGAACCGCCAACCUGAUGCAAUGUAUCGAACAAUUGAAUUGCAUGACGAAAUGGCUCGGAAGCUGUGUAUAGAACAUGGCGGAUGCGAGAUCAGAAACGAGGGAGACUCGUUCUUGCUUGCAUUUACAGACAUCAACGAUGCACUCAAGUUUUGCAAGGAGUUCCACAGGAAUGUGCUUGCUGCAUUUAGAAGCUGGAUGCCUUUCAUUAGUAUAAUGCGACGCAAGGUACUUCCAAUCAAGGUUCGGAUUGCAGUGUGCCAGGGUCCUGUUGUAUUGAGCCGUGACAGCGUCUUGAAUGUGCAUGGAGAGACAGUGUCCAAGAUAUAUUCUAUGAAGGCGCAUCCAGAUAAAAUAUGCAUACACAAUGGCUGUAUUCAUAGCUCAAUGGCUGAAAUAAGAAAAAUGCCACUGUUAUGUGUCCAUGAAACAUUGUGA